CCCACCAGCCCAGACCUUGGGCACCAGCAGGCUCCUCCUCCCCAACGCGCAGGCCCUUAUCAGGAAGCAAUUUGGGUUGGUGAGGAGGGGGAAGUCCGAGGCCCCAGGCUCGGCAAGGUGGGUAGGAGAGAUAGGGAAGUGGGGAGGGGGCCGUGGGGCCCGGCUGGGAGGGCCCGCGGAUGGAAGAAAUGCCCAGAGCCAGUGCUGUCCUUGCUGGCCUGGCUCUUGACAUGGUUCCAGAGCUGUUCCUGCCUUCCCUCCUUGCCGGGCAAGCCGCCCGCACCUUUAAUUAGCAAGCAGCAACCUUGCCCCGAUUCAGCACAGUCGCUGUUUAAUUAGCCGUGCACAAGGCGCCCCUACCCCCAGCUCUGGGUGGAGCAGCCUGCCUUUCUCACGGAGGCUGCCACCACUUCAUGGUGUCCCCUGUCACACGCCCCCCCCCACUUAUUCUGCUCCCCAGAAGGGGGGAUGGGGCGGGCACGCCUGGCUGAAACCUCAAGGAGAUUCUGGGCACUGCCGCUUGUAUUCAAAGCAUCCAGCAAACAUUAUUAGGGCUUGGAGUCUGCGCCUGGCUGGCGCUGGGCGGAACCCAGGCUGCAUGGGGGCGGCGGCCUCGGUCCUGCCCACCGGCUCCGAAACGGCUUUUCCCUUUGGGAGGUGCCCAACACCUCUCCAGCUGGUCCCAGGGUGUUGGGAAAAGCCUAAUAAUCCUCCCUGUUGCUCCGUUCUCCCCGCCCCCAUCCACACAGGGACGACCAUUUCUUCCUUUCCCUCCCUGUCCCAGAGCGCAGCUAGCCCCCACCCCAGAAGGCGACCUCCUCGAGGAUGGAGAGGACCCUCCUCCACCCCCGCCUCCCCAGGGGUCAGAUCAUGGAGGCCCAGGCUAAGGCUAUGGGCAAAGGGAGGUGGUGGGGCAUCUCAGCGCCCCUCUGGGAAGUGGGGGUGCACAGCAGAGAGCCCACAGACUGGAGCCGAACCGGCUGCCCUCUGCUUCCCAGCAGCAGGGUGGGGCCGGUGGUGGCCCUGGGAGCGGUGCCUCACACCCUUCCGGGCGGAGCCGGGGAGUCACCGCCUCAGCGCAGCCAGCUGGAGGCAGGAGGCUUGGGUUCCAUCCCAGCCCUGCACCUCAGUCGGUCCUGUGGCUUCAGGCAAAUCAGCUGCCCUGGGGCCUCAGUGUCCUGCCCACAGAAGGGUGCUGGCCCCCCGGCUCUGGUGUGGACUAAGGACACGGAAGGACUGGCCUUUAUUCUGGUAUGGAGGGAAGCCCUGGAGUCCGUCCACUCUGGUACUAACCAUCUGUGUGGCCUCGGCCUGCCACCAAACUGUGCUGUGCCUCAGUUUCCCCAUAAUUAGUAGCUACCUCUUGGGCUGUCCUGAGGAUUAAAUGAUUUACAAUGUUUAGCGCACUCAGAACAGUGCAUGACGGAGGGAGUCCUUAGUAAUCAUUGGCUGCUUUUGCCAAUAUUUCCCCUCCUUUUACCGAUCAAUAUUUAUUGCCAGGUAGGAGGGACUUGGUGAGUAAGUAUGGCAACCUCUCUGCUUCUCAGAGUUUUCCUUCCAGUGGGGGAGGCAGUUGAAAACAAGUAAAUAAAUAAAGGAAAGUACAAUUUUAUCUGAACAAAGUCUGCAGUUUAGUUAAUGGUGAUGUGCCAGGGUUAAUUUCUUAGUUUUGAUACAUGUACCAUGGUCAGGUUAGGUGACGAUGUGACAUGAAGAAGACUGGAUGAAGUGUAUAUGGGAACCCUCUGUACUGUCUUUGCAAUUUUUCUGUGAAUCUAAAAUUCCCCCCAAAAAAGUUUAUUUAAAAAACACAGUUUCAGGGGCGCCUGAGGGGCUCAGUCAGUGAAGCAUCUGCCUUAGCUGAGGUCAUAAUCCUGGGGUCCUAGGAUCGAGCCCUGCGUCAGGCUCUUUGCUCAUCUGGGGAGCCUGCUUCUCCCUCUCCCUCUCUCGCUCCCCCUGCUCAUGCUCUCUUGUGUUUUCUCUCUCUCCCUGUCAAAUAAAAUAAAACCUUAAAAAAAUUCUCAAUUUCAGGUAAUGGUAAGUACAAUGCAGAAAACAAACGGGGGGGGCCACUUUAGACGGGGUGGUCUAGGAGGGCCUCUGUGAGGAGCUGACACUUGGGAGAAACUGAGUGAUGGGAAGAAGCCAACGUCAGGGAGAUGAGGGAAGGGACCGGCAAGUGCAAAGGCCGGGAGGCCUGUUGCCCUGGGAGGUUUGCAGUCCACCUGCAGGGUGGGAGAGGCUCGUGGGGGAGAUGAGCUCAGAGGAAGAGGCAGCUUCCCUUCAACAUCAUUUUGCCCUUUCAGAGGACAGGAAGCAGGGAUUUGUACCCGCACUCUAAUACCUCAUUUUUUUUAAAAAGAUUUUUUUUUUUUAAAGAUUUUUAUUUAUUUGAGAGAGAGAGAAUGAGAGAUAGAGAGCACGAGAGGGAAGAGGGUCAGAGGGAGAAGCAGACUCCCCGCCGAGCAGGGAGCCCGAUGUGGGACUCGAUCCCGGGACGCCAGGAUCAUGACCUGAGCCGAAGGCAGUCGCUUAACCAACUGAGCCACCCAGGAGCCCUAAAAAAAGAUUUUUUAUUUAUUUGAGAGAGAGAGCCAGAGAGAGCACGAGCAGAGGGUAAGGGCAGAGGCAGAAGCAGACUCCCCACUAAGCAGGGAGCCCAAUGUGGGACUUGGUCUCAGAACCCUGGGACCAUGACCUGAGCCGAAGGCAGAUGCUUAACUGACUGAGCCACCCAGGCAUCUAUACCUCCUUUUUUUUAGGUAAGCUCUAUGCCCAACAUGGGGCUUGAACUCAUGACUUUGAGAUCAAGUCACAUACUCCACUGACUGAGCCAGCCAGGCCUUCCUCUAGUACGUCACGUUAGUCCUUACAGCUACCCUGUGGGGCAGUGUGAUUACCUCACUUACAAGUGAGCCAGUGGGCAGGUGGAGGGAUGGAGACUCGGCUGGCCCCCUGUCACAUGCCUAUGCUCAGAAGGAGAUGCCUCCUGGCUCUUAAGGUCACGCUGGGGUCUUGCUGGGGGACAUGGAGUGGGCUGGAAGACAGGGCCUGGACAAGGCCUGGGUGUGGCUACGGAGGGGUGGGGAAGCCAGGACUAGCGGAUGGGGUCUCUGGCCAGCAUGAGACCCUGUGUCAUGACAAGGGAGCACCUUUGUUUUUUUGGGUUUUUUUGUUUUUAAAAGAUUUUAUUUAUUUAUCUGAGAGAGAGAAUGGGAGACAGAGAGCAUGAGAGGGGGAGGAUCAGAGGGAGAAGCAGACUCCUCGCUGAGCAGGGAGCCCGAUGUGGGACUCGAUCCCGGGACUCCAGGAUCAUGACCUGAGCCAAAGGCAGUUGCUUAACCAACUGAGCCACCCAGGGGCCCCAGGGAGCACCUUUGUAUGACAGUUAUAUAACCCACUUUGGUAAUAGUAAUAUCACAUGUAUGUAAUACAAAAUUCUGAAAGUAUAAAACAACAUAUAGGACCAAGUUAGGGUCCCCCACCACCCACUUUUCCUCCCCAGAGGUGUCCUCUGAGACCGUUUCUUGUGUAUCCUUCCAGAGCUGGUCUGGAUGAUAGCACUUUGACCAUAACACCAGCAAACAAUCAGCAGGCCCCAUGACACCACCUGGCAGAAAGCUCUAGAUACAUGGUUGUCUUUUUUUAAUCUUCAUACCAGCCCUUGCUGGAUGUGUAUCAAGCUCUCCGUUUUAAGUCAGAGUAAACUGAAGCACUGGCAAGUUGUCACUCACCCAAGGCUGCUCAAACGUAAGGAUUCCCUGACAGCACUGUACAGAUGAGGAUACUGAGGCACAGAGAGGUUAUGUAACCAGCCCCCAGGUGACCCGGUGAGCAGGUUGAGGAGCCAGGACCUGAGUCCAGCGGUCUCACUCCAGAACCCACACCCCCUGACCACUGCACUGUACCGGGAGAAACGACCCCAACUCUGGAGUCUGCCAGACCCAGGAGUGAUGCCCUUUGCUGCCUAGCCUCGUGGCCUUGGGCAAGUCACUCUUCCCUGCAGUCUGGCCCCACGGAGGACAGAGAGCGGGAGGCCUGCCUCUCAGAUGGCUUGGGGAGCAGUGCGAGCAGUGGGAGAGCUCUGGACACUGCUCCUCCCCCUCUCCAGUGGCCCUUCCCAUGAUGGGCAGGAGGAAGGGCGCAGCUGGGUGGCUGUUCAGGGUGCCGGGAACUCAGGUGGGGCCUUCCUUCCCUGCAGCUGUGCAGACAGAGCUGGGGGCCUGCCCAUGAGAGAGAGACUCUCCCCUACCUCCCAGCACACAGCCACGCUGCUGCCCAGGAAUUCUGGGGAGUCAGGAGAGGGGAGGGGAAAGGGGUUUCCAAAAGGUUCGUGUGAUGUCUCCCCCUGCCCCCGCCAACAGGCUGAGUGCCAGCACCCUUCAAGGUGAGUGGGGGGCUGGAGCAGGAUGCAGGGAGGAGGCUACAGCCAGGAGUGGGCAACAGUGACACAAAGAUAAGGGGCUUAGCUCAGGGGCACCUGGGUGGCUCAGGUGUUAAGCGUCUGUCUUCGGCUCAGGUCAUGAUCCCAGGGUCCUGGGAUUGAGCCCCGCAUCAGGCUCCCUGCUCAGCGGGAAGCCUGCUUCUCCCUCUCCCACUCCCCUUGCUUGUGUUCCCUCUCUCGCUCUCUGUCAAAUAAAUAAAAUCUUUUAAAAAGGGGGGGUGCUUAGCUCAGGUGCCAGCUUAGGCUGGGUUCCUGGGGAUCUUCACGCUGACAGGGUCACCUCAGGCUGGUGGCUGGCCUUCAGCUUGGCAGGCUCAGAAAAGUGAUUUAUCAACCUGCCUGCCCCCCAGGGAUGAUCAGAUUGGUGGGGGCUAAAAUAACCAGAUUCCACUAUGUGGGCCAGACCCUUAGGGGCCAGACUAUAUCAGUUUCCCCUCCAGUUCCCUUCCUCACACCCCAGGCCCUGAGAACCUGGGUUAGUAAUGAGAAGGGGGCUCUGGGAUGGAGGCAUGGACCAGGGUCUUGGAGCAAUGCCAGCCAGGGAUACAUCCCAGCAGAACGGCACCGUGGAGUGGGGAGUGCUGGGACCAUGGAGGCAAAACCAGGCUGGGGGUGACUCCCAGCUCUCCUGUGUCCCUGGGUAUGUUACCUCACCACUGCGAGCCUCAGUUUCCCCAUCUAUAAAAUGGGGCUGUUAUCAGAACUGAGAUCUCAUGGUAAAGAUAGAGCUUCUGACACAAUGCACAAUCUGUAGUAGGUGCUCAGUAAACGUCACUCUCCUCCACAUACUGGCUGAGCAAUCUCAUUUUCCAAAACCUAUAGGGAGACAAACUUUGGCGCUUGUCCUGUGUUCACACAGCCGUCUGGGAUAUGUACUUUGGUUGCCAAAUGUUAGACUUGCUGGAACAUUUACACAGAGAUGGAAGAGAUGAUUUGCAAGUGGUGCUGUCCCUGCUAGUGGGGCCUGGUGGUCACCAGGGCGUCCCGCAUAGGUGCCAGGAGACUCUGGAGCCUGAGACACCUCUCCCUUCCUGAGGCAGGGCUUGCCCAACCCCCAGAGGCUCUUUUUGGCAACUCCUUUUUCUAGAAGGCUCCUGGAAGAUGCCGCCGUCUGUCCUGAUAAUGUCUGGGCGUUGCGUGUGGUCUGUAAGAGCCGAGGCUGCUGUAGCAAGUGGAAGGGAGCUGGGUCCGUCCUUGCUGGGUGUCCCCAAGGGGCCUUCACACUCCGAUCCUCCUGGACCGGGGGGCAGGACUGAGAGCAUAUGGCUGGGCAGCGCUCUCCUGCGGGCCAGCGCCACCGUGCUUGAAACCCGGAAGGGGCUUCUCAAGCGCAGGGAUGGUGAUCUUUAGAAAACCUUCUAUCUUUUCUGUGAGGUGGAAACUGUGAGCUAGAAAUGACCUUGACAUCAGUGUUUUUCCAGGAAGAUGCUAAAUUGAUAUUGGGCAGAAAAGGACAUUCGUGGUCAAAUAAAUGUGGGAAAACACCAACAUGAACAUCUGCUGGGUUUCCUCACCGCAGGGCAUCUCGGGUCCAUCCGUGUGCGAGGCUGAAGGGCAAUGGCAGCCAGGCCUGUUUGACGGGGAGGUGCCUUUCAAUUAUCUUUUCAAAAAGCAUCUUGAGAUGCUCAGAGGGGAACCGAGACUCAGAGAGGGAUAGGAAUUGCCCGCGUCACCCGGCAAGGAGAUGGUUGAAAAACCUCCUCAACGUCUAUGUGUCCAGAAUUCAAACCAACAAACAAAAAAACUAUUCUAAACCAUUAAAAGGCCAAAGAUAGAGGGUAGGAAAAGUGCCUAGCUCAGGGUCCAGCACCCAGGAAGCGCUUGAAUGGCCUUCUCCCCUCUCCCACCCGAGACCUUGUUGAUCACCGGUCUGGGUAUGCGAGGGACCCAGUGCUCAUCAGGCUCAGGUGCAAGAGCAUCCUGGGAAGACAUCUGUGGGCUCCACGAGGCAGCCUGACUGCAGGCCUGGGGCUCACAGGACCCUCACCCACUUUGGUGGCUGCAUGUCCAAGGUGGCCGUCUGCCAGGAUCCAGGGGCCUUCCCCGCCUCCUGGGGUGGAGGUAGGCCCAUCUUGCAAGGUAAAUGGCUCAGGUUUCACAUACUUCCAGACUAGGAAACCUGCUUCUGCUGCUGCGGCCACCAAAGCCUGCUCUCUCUGCCUCUGGCCUUGGGGAGAAAGGGCCACAGCUGGUUCAGGAAGAGGCUCCAGACCCAGCCUGAGACUAUCCCCCGGACCUGACCACCACCGGCCAGCCUCCCAUGAGCGCCCAGCCCAGCCCCGCCUUGAGCUUCCAGACACGUGGCCAGGCUCUUUUCUUUUUUAAAAUUUAGCAUGACGCACAUAUUUCAGGAAAAUGUUCUCAUUGUAAUAUCUCAACCAUUAAUAAAAUGUAGCGAAUGAAAACCCAAGUAAUUCCCCUGCAUUUCCUGAGCUGCAUUCCCGUCAGGUAUUACUGGCAGUUAGUGGGUAUUCUUUUGAACCUUCUUACUAUCGUGUGUGUGUAUGUAUCUGCAUCUCUUCCUCUGCAUGUACACGUCUAUCUCUAGCUGGAACUACACCUUUGUCUGUAUCCGGGCCAACUGUGUAUGCAGAGGUGCUGGGCCAGUGGUAACAUUCUGUAUAUUUUGUUCUGCAAGGUGCCUUACUUUUCACUGAAUGUACAGUGGAUGUUGCUUUGGGUCAGUACAUAUACAACCACCUUCUUUUUAAUGGCUGAGCAGUAUUCCAUCACGUGAGCUGACCCAUCAUUUCUCUGUCCAGUCCCUUACUGAGCAUUUAGAUGGUUUCUAUCGUUUUGCUUCCACCAUCAGCCUUGGGCAGGCCUCAUUGUGCAUUGAGCGAUUUCUUCAGGACAGGCACCUGGCUCACCUCCCAGCACUACUGGAGGGCCUGGGUACCGCAUCCGCGAUAAGUACUAACAAAGGGGCUGGGUACUGGGGCUGGGUACCGCAUUUGCGAUAAGUACUAACAAAGGGGCCGGGUACUGGGGCUGGGUACCGCAUCCGCGAUAAGUACUAACAAAGGGGCCGGGUACUGGGGCUGGGUACCGCAUCCGCGAUAAGUACUAACAAAGGGGCCGGGUACUGGGGCUGGGUACUGCAUUCGCGAUAAGUACUAACAAAGGGGCCGGGUACUGGGGCUGGGUACCACAUUCGCGAUAAGUACUAACGAAGUGCAGCCCGGGGAAGCCAGAGCUGAGGACAUAGACUGCCUGUUCCUGUGCACAUCACCAGCGCUGAGCUGCCCAGUGUGUCACAUUUUUCUGUCAGACCGUCUCUCCCCAGCAGAAUCCUUACCUCCCAAGCCUCCAGUCGUUCCACUGGGAUGGCUUUUGAAACCUGGAUUACGGGGAACUUUCCAGCCAUCUUGGUUUGUCCUGCUACUGAGUGGCUUCCUGCCUGGGGUGAUAUCAGGGAGAAGGGGGGGAGACCCCCCAGUCCCCACCUUUCUCCCCCAUUUAAAGGAAGAGGCAGCGUGGGGAAGGCCCUGCCCCUUGAGUGAGCUCUUUUUCCCAAGGCUUCCUGCCACACGGGCAGCAUGGGACAAAGGGCGGGCUUGCAGGUGGAAAGCACAGGGGGAACCAAAAGAAAGAGAACCAUAAUAACGGCCUAUUCCUUACUCCUGCGCCUCAGGUGCCCCUGGCCCCACACAAGCCAGAGACACAGCCCGCAAUAGGCGCUGCAGUGACCCCCACCUCGCAAGUGAGGGAGCCGAGGCGCCGAGGGAGGGGGAGCAGGAUUGGAACUCGGACCAAGACAGCCCCAGAGUCCAGGUCC
This is a messenger RNA of Mirounga angustirostris (Northern elephant seal), 8222 nucleotides long. RefSeq lists its product as uncharacterized. The record is from RefSeq and is a predicted model, not a curated record. Lineage: Eukaryota; Metazoa; Chordata; Mammalia; Carnivora; Phocidae.